Messenger RNA from Raphanus sativus (radish), 1351 nucleotides. Its product is annotated as trihelix transcription factor GT-3a. The transcript is spliced from 2 exons. The record is from RefSeq and is a predicted model, not a curated record. Lineage: Eukaryota; Viridiplantae; Streptophyta; Magnoliopsida; Brassicales; Brassicaceae. The coding region runs from base 112 to 1071 and encodes 319 amino acids.
CCCCCUUCCUCUCUAUCUGCUCCUACUUUCAAAGAAACCCCUCUUCAUUUAUAAAGAACCCACAAAAAGUAUCUCAUUCUCUCUACGUCACCAAGACUUUGAUCCCAGAUAAUGGACCGAAGUAACCCUUUCUAUCAUCGCGACCAUCAACUUUAUCACUUGAUCCAACAGCAACAGCUCUCUCUACCGCCGCAGAGCACGACGGCUGCGAUGGAUUCAGGUGUUGGAGGAGGCGAGAGAAUCCCUCAGUGGAGCAUAGAGGAGACAAGGGAGCUUUUGGGUAUAAGAGAAGAGCUUGAUCAGACUUUCAUGGAGACCAAACGCAAUAAGCUACUCUGGGAAGUCGUCGCCGCUAAAAUGGUCGACAAGGGUUUUGCCCGAAGCGCAGAACAGUGUAAGAGCAAGUGGAAGAACCUCGUCACUAGAUACAAGGCAUGUGAAACGACUGAACCAGAAGCUAUUACACAGCAGUUCCCAUUCUACAACGAGAUCCAAUCGAUUUUUACAGCAAGAAUGCAAAGAAAGUUGUGGUCAGAGCCCACGGAAGCAAGCAUUUCUUCGAAGAGAAAACAUCAUCAGUUUUCAUCUGACGAAGAGGAAGAAGAUCAAGUUGAGGAGCCAAAUCAAGACAUCAACGAGGAAAUAUUGUCUUUCAUGGAGACAGACAAGAAAGAGGCAGAAGCGGUUACUACUAGUACUUCUACUGAUCCAAGAAAACGUGUGAAAAAAGGAAAAGGUAUAUAUACAGGUGGUACCAAAGCUGAAACCGCGGGUAGUACACUGAAAGAAUUAUUGGAGGACUUUAUGAGGCAAACGGUAAAGAUGGAUAAAGAAUGGAGAGAUGCGUGGGAAAUGAAGGCGAGAGAGAGGGAAAAGAGAGAGAACGAGUGGCGGAAGAGAAUGGCUGAUCUAGAGGAAGAGAGAGCUGCCGCAGAGAGAAGGUGGAUGGAAAGAGAGGAUGAGAGACGGCUAAGAGAAGAAGAUAGGGCUCGGAAGAGAGAUACACUCAUUGAUGCUUUGCUUAAUAAGCUUGAUAGAGAUCACAAUGAUGAUCAUUAUCAACGCUUUUAAAUAUUGUUUCAUAGCUAUUUGAUUUAAGCAUGGAAUCAGUUAGCUAGUUCCUUAGCAAUUUAAAUCUCAUUUAAGUCAUAUCUAGUUAAUGUUUGUUUGAUUAGUAUAUGAAUAAUUGAAAGUUUAAUUCGAUAGGACUUGGGGGUCGAUGCUGGUUUGAUCCUCAAAUUCUGGUCUGCUCUCAUAGAAUGCUUUAAUUUCCAGGUUCUUUUGGGGAGUUUUAAAUCAGUGAUUGUAUAAAAGUGAGUUUUUGAAAAUAGUACUACUUCCUUCUGAUGCA